Molecule: messenger RNA, 235 nt
Organism: Amoebophrya sp. A25
Lineage: Eukaryota; Dinophyceae; Syndiniales; Amoebophryaceae
Source: the annotation of a GenBank genome assembly
AAGAAAGAAUGCCGCCGCUUGCACAGCGGAACCUUGUUGCGCGCAACCCGAUGCAGCAAGGAAAGAUGAACUUGCGUUUCUUCCUUGACCCGAUCACCGCGAAAAAUUGGAACCAAACGUACAGAAAGCGCUGGUGGGAUGAGCGAACUACCGUUCUUCGCCCUUUUGAAUUGGGCUUAUCCCAUGUCGACAAAGAUGCUGCCAUUGUAUCCGACAACUUUGGCCUCGAGGCGGU